Drosophila busckii is the source of this 1002-nucleotide messenger RNA. RefSeq names its product proteasome subunit alpha type-1 (gene Prosalpha6). The transcript is spliced from 3 exons. Gene Ontology annotation, biological process: ubiquitin-dependent protein catabolic process. The record is from RefSeq and is a predicted model, not a curated record. Bases 105 to 959 code for a protein of 284 amino acids. Lineage: Eukaryota; Metazoa; Arthropoda; Insecta; Diptera; Drosophilidae. Gene Ontology annotation, cellular component: proteasome core complex; nucleus; proteasome core complex, alpha-subunit complex.
UUUUUAAUUCAAGCUGUCAUCACUAUGGCUAUUAGCUAUGGUUUUUGUAUUGUCAUUAUCAUUGUCUGGUAGCCUGCUGUUCGGAAGGACGUGAUUUGAUAAAUAUGUUUCGAAAUCAAUAUGAUAGUGAUGUAACAGUAUGGAGUCCGCAAGGACGCCUUCAUCAAGUUGAAUAUGCUAUGGCUGCAGUUAAGCUAGGGACAGCAACUGUUGGUCUUAAAAAUCGUGACUAUGCAGUUCUUGUUGCUCUUUGCAAGCCGCCGUCUGAGCUAUCUGCUUCUCAGCGUAAAAUAAUUCCUAUUGAUGACCAUCUGGGUAUUUCAAUUGCUGGUAUUACUGCAGACGCUCGUGUGCUAAGCAAAUAUUUACGAGCUGAGUGUUUGAGUUACAAGCACUCUUAUGGUUCCACAUAUCCAGUUUCCCGACUUAUUACUAAUUUGGGAAAUAAGAUGCAAACAACAACUCAGAGAUAUGAUCGUCGGCCCUAUGGUGUUGGAUUACUUCUUGCUGGAUAUGAUGAAAAGGGGCCGCACAUUUACAAAGUUGAGCCUUCAGCGAACUUUUUUAAUUGCAAGGCCAUGACUAUUGGAUCACGCUCACAGAGCUCGCGUACAUAUUUGGAGCGUCAUUUGCCUACAUUUUCUACUAGCUCCAAGGAUGAUAUAAUAUGCCACGGCAUCCAAGCAAUUCGAAGCUCAUUACCAAAUGAUGAACUUUCAAGUAAAGACGAGUUGGGAUCACAAUUGAACAUAACUGUUGCAAUCGUUGGAAAAGAUCAGCCCUUCAAGAUACUUUCUGAUGAAGAAAAUGUGUAUUAUUUGAAUAUGGCCACUAAGCAGGGUGCAUCCAAUUUAACUUCGAAAUCUUCUGAAGAUGAUGACCGCCCGAACGCUGAUGACUUGGGCUCUUCAGGUCCCAAAGAUCCUCUGGUCGCAGUCGCAACAAUGGAACGUCCUUAAAUAAACUAAUAAUAAUAAAGGUCUUUAAAACAUGUUUACAUCA